Molecule: messenger RNA, 1512 nt
Organism: Andrographis paniculata
Lineage: Eukaryota; Viridiplantae; Streptophyta; Magnoliopsida; Lamiales; Acanthaceae
Exons: 8
Coding region: 243-980 (245 amino acids)
Molecular function (GO): mRNA binding
Source: RefSeq, a predicted model, not a curated record
UCAUAGCCCAUGCCCAUUUACAGUGAAUCCGACCCGCAGUCACUCUGCAAAACCUAAUUGUCAUCGGCGACGCCUCCUCCGUCCACGAACGCUCACGGAGUUUUUCUUCUCCUCUGUAAAACUUAUUGAUUUCCGGUGUCAGACAUCUCUCCUCUCAGAUAAAUAAAGGAUUCUUCCCCUCUUCUGUGGUUUUCCUUUCUGCAACUCGACGGAUUUGGCGAACCCUGCUGAAUUGUGGAUCCAUGGCUUUGGUGCCUUCUGAUUCUGCGGCAUUGUCGUCCUCCCAGCACGCAUACCCUGCUACGGGAACCACCUCAUAUUUCCCGACGCCGUUUCACCUUCAACAAACACCUGCCCCAUCCUCAGCCCCUUACAUCGGGGCAACCCCACCUCCUGCUGUUCCUUCAGUCGCACAACCUGUUUACCCAGCUCCUGUUGGCGUCUACUCUUUGCCUCAAUAUCAACAGGCCCAACAGUUGUUUCAAAGGGAUGCUCAGACAAUAACACCUGAAGCUCUUGAAAGUGUAAAAGCUGCACUCGCCAGUGGUGAUAUAGAGCACAAAGCAGAGACUAAAAAGAAAGCAAUUCCGCGGAAAGCAGCCGGGCAAACAUGGGAAGAUCCCACUCUUGCAGAAUGGCCUGAGAAUGAUUAUCGUCUAUUUUGUGGCGAUCUUGGAAAUGAGGUGAAUGAUGAUGUCUUGUCCAAAGCCUUCUCAAGAUUUCCUUCCUUCAAUAUGGCCAGAGUUGUAAGAGAUAAGCGUACAGGCAAAACCAAGGGCUUUGGUUUUGUAAGUUUUUCUAAUCCAACUGACCUUGUUGGAGCACUGAAAGAAAUGAAUGGGAAAUAUGUAGGAAACCGUCCGAUUAAACUUCGCAAAAGCAACUGGACUGAGAGAACUGAUCAUGAGGCCCUGGGAAGACAAAAGAACCAGUCUCAGAAGAAGAGAAAGCUGCCGAAGAGAAGCGUGUUGCACAAAUGAGUGGGUUUCCGGGUUCAGGGCGGGGCGGGUCCUGGGGCCGGGUGGAAGCAGGGCGGGUCUAGGAGUCUAAUAUUUUCUAGCGGGGCGGGUCUCGGGGUCUGCAGAACCCAUCUCGAACCCGUGCUGUCGACAUGCGUACGAAGCUACAUUACAUCAAGGAAUGUUUCCUUGAUCUCAACAUCAAGAUUAGAGCCUGGUAUUAAGUAUUCCUCCGUCCCACUCGUAAAAAUGUUAUUAAUUGAGGAAAGAUAUAAAUAAAAAAGUUUUGAGUGAGUCUUAGAGGUGAGAAUUUUAAUAAAAUUGAUUUAUGUUUGUUAAAUGGAUUUAAGAUUGAUAAAUUUACUAAAUAUAGAAAGGAAUAUCUUUUGUGGGACAGAAAAAGAGUCCUUUGUGUGUGGGAAUAUAUAUGUAAUACUCCUCCAUCUCAUUGAAGGGGUGCUAUUUUCUAUUUUUGUCUGUUUCAAAACAAGGUUACUAUUUCCUAAUUUGGUAAUUGUACUACUUAACAUAAUAAAUACUCUUACAACUUCUA